AUGAAACUGUUUGCCUUAUUAAGUCUGGUAGCCAUCGUGGCAGCUGCACCUCAGGCCGCACAGCGUCCGAAACAGAAUGCCGAAGAAGUUCAACUUCUACGCUUCGAUUCUGACAACGAUGGACUGGGAUCUUACAAUUUUGCUUUCGAGCAAAGCGAUGGCACUAAGAAGGAAGAACAGGGUGAACUAAGGAACGCUGGAACAGAUGAAGAAUUUGUAGCCAUGAAGGGAUCGUAUUCGUGGCUUGGACCUGACAACGUGUUGUAUACAAUUACCUAUACUGCCGACGAAAACGGUUUCAAUCCAACAAUCGAGCAAGGACCUGGAGGCGCAGUACCGCCGGGUGUUGUUGCUUCACUUCUUGGUUAA
Parnassius apollo (apollo) is the source of this 369-nucleotide messenger RNA. Lineage: Eukaryota; Metazoa; Arthropoda; Insecta; Lepidoptera; Papilionidae. The record is from the annotation of a GenBank genome assembly.